Messenger RNA from Vitis vinifera (wine grape), 839 nucleotides. It is a transcript of the gene ADF, whose product is annotated as actin depolymerizing factor. Gene Ontology annotation, cellular component: actin cytoskeleton; cytoplasm. Gene Ontology annotation, biological process: actin filament depolymerization. The record is from RefSeq and is a predicted model, not a curated record. Lineage: Eukaryota; Viridiplantae; Streptophyta; Magnoliopsida; Vitales; Vitaceae. Bases 40 to 540 code for a protein of 166 amino acids. The transcript is spliced from 3 exons. Gene Ontology annotation, molecular function: actin filament binding.
UCUCUUGGACAUUGCUUUCUUCACAUCUUCUCAGUAGUCAUGUCGUUCAGAGGGGUAAAACUCUUUCUCUAUCUACUUUCUGUCUCUAGAGUGAUCAUAUGUGCUGUUGUUGUUGAUUUCUGGCUAAAUGCUUCAUCUGGUAUGGGUGUUGCUGAUCACAGCAAAAACACAUUUUUGGAACUGAAGAGAAAGAAGGUUCAUCGGUAUGUGAUUUUUAAGAUUGAUGAGAAGAAAAAGGAGGUUGUAGUUGAGAAGACCGGUGGUCCAGCUGAGAGCUUUGAUGAAUUUGCAGCUGCUUUGCCUGAGAAUGAUUGCCGAUAUGCAGUUUAUGACUUUGAUUUUGUGACUUCUGAGAAUUGUCAGAAGAGCAAGAUAUUCUUCAUUGCAUGGUCUCCUGACAGCUCAAGAAUCCGCGCAAAGAUGCUCUAUGCCACAUCCAAAGAGAGGUUUAGGCGGGAGCUAGAUGGUGUCCACUAUGAGAUUCAGGCGACUGACCCUACAGAAAUGGACCUUGAAGUUCUGAGAGAGCGGGCACACUAAACAGUCUCUGCUGUUUAGAAUUUUCUUCCGUGGGGAUGAAAGAACUGCUAGGGGUUUUGCCAAUGUAUGAACCAGUGCUUUCUGCUUUAUGAAGCAAUUUGCAGAGCCCAUCUCUGACAGAAAUAGUAUUACAUAAUGCUUAAAUAAAUUGGAAUCUGGAGAGGCUGUAAUGAAGCUCUGGGCUAAAUGUAAUCGGGUUGCUAUGCAUCUUUCCUGCUUCUACGUCCAAGAUAAGUUUGCCUUAUUAUCUGUAUCUAUGCUAUAUAUGAAUUAUAACUUAAUUUAAGUUAUUUAAGUAA